AUCGUCAUCAAAAAAUUAUUUCAUAACUGUAUAUUUGUAUGUAGCUAUUUGAGGAGGUAAUAUGUAUCUCAAAAAAUAAUUAUUAUAAAUAUAUGUGAAAUAAUUCUUUUUGAAAAUUUUAAUGGGAGUUCUUACAAAUUUAAGUGCUUUAGAAAAUUGAUAAAAUUAUAAAGAGUUUCUUAUAAGUUUUUAUAAUUUAAUAUACAAUUGUUAUUAAAAUGUUUUGUAAUUUUAAAUAUAUAACUUUUUGAAGUAAUUAAUUUAAUUGAAAAACGAAGAAUUUAUAAUUAUGGAUACCUCCUCGCAUCGAAAAUUCAGUGAAGAUGAUGGAAAAAUUAAUAGUGACAUUAUAACUACAAAUAAGCAAUCUCUUGAUUUUGAAAUGAAUAGUGUUUCUGUUGUACCUGAUGAAACAUAUACUGUUGCCCAAGCAGUCGAUGCUUUUGGAUUUGGAAAAUUUCAAGUUAAACUGUCAUUAUUUACUGGAUUAUGUUGGAUGGCUGAUAGUAUGGAGAUGACUAUACUUAGUAUUUUGGCACCUACACUACAAUAUGAAUGGCAAAUAAGUAGAUAUCAACAAGCAUUAGCUACAACAAUUGUUUUUCUUGGUAUGAUGGUGAGCUCUCCAUUUUGGGGAUCAUUUAGUGACAAAUUUGGUCGUAAACCAGCUUUAACAUUAUGUACAUUUCUUUUGUUUUAUUUUGGAAUCCUCAGCUCCAUGUCACCUAAUUAUACAUGGCUACUAAUAUUAAGAGGACUAGUUGGAUUUGCAAUUGGUUGCUCUCCUCAAUCUGUUACUUUGUAUGCUGAAUUUCUACCUUGUAAGCAACGGGCAAAAUGUGUAGUACUACUUGAUUGUUUCUGGGCACUAGGAGCAUGUUUUGAAGUGGUUUUAGCUCUUAUUGUUAUGCCCAUACUAGGAUGGCGAUGGUUGUUAAUUUUAUCCACUGCACCAUUGUUAGGAUUUGCAUGUAUCUGUCCGUGGUUACCAGAGUCAGUACGGUAUUUAGUAACUAGUGGACAAACAGAAAAAGCAAUAAGUACAUUAAAAAAAGUGGCUCAUGAUAAUAAUAAAUCUAUGUUAUUAGGGAAAUUAGUUGUGGAUGAUAUUGUUUUAGAAGGUAAACGUGGUUGUUUUUAUGACCUAUUAUUACCACAGCUUAGAGUUACAUCAGUAUUGCUUUGGUUUAUAUGGUUGGUUUGUGCUCUUUGUUACUACGGAAUUGUAUUAAUGUCAACUGAACUUUUUGAAAGUGGCAAUAACAAUAAAAUAUGUACUCCCAGUAUAGAAAAUGAACUAUUUAAAACUGUACAAACUUGUACUGCAGAGUCUCGCUACCUUUCUACAAGGGAUUAUAUUGAUUUGCUAUGGACGACAUUAGCUGAAUUUCCAGGUAUUUUUGCUACAAUUUAUAUCAUUGAUAGAUUUGGGAGAAAAAUUACAAUGGUAGUACAAUUUAUCAUAUUUGCAAUUAGUCUGAGUUUCCUUAUUCACUGUGCUAAAAACCGUGUCCUACUCACCAUUUCUCUAUUUUUUGCAAGAGGAAUAAUUGCUGGAGUUUUUCAAGCUGCUUAUGUUUAUACUCCAGAGGUUUACCCUACACCUUUAAGAUCAGUUGGACUAGGAACUUGUAGUGCAAUGGCACGUUUAGGGGCUAUGGUAACACCUUACAUAGCUCAAGUUUUACUUAAAUCAUCCAUUUCAAUUUCAAUAAUGGUAUAUAUUUCGGCAUCAAUAUUAGCUGCUAUAGCAUGUAUGUUGUUGCCAAUUGAAACUAAAGGAAGAGAUAUGAAAGAACACAUUGAAAAGGACUAAUUAAGAAACAGGUCCCCAAACAAACGAUGUCCAUAAAUUGUAACUGGUGUCAUUUGAUGAAAAUGUCAAUUUUUUAUUGGAAUUAUCACAGUUUAAGGAUUUUGUAGCAUUGUCAAACACAGUAAAUAAUGAUCCUAAACAUUUAAAUUUUUAAU
This is a messenger RNA of Daktulosphaira vitifoliae (grape phylloxera), 1971 nucleotides long. RefSeq names its product synaptic vesicle 2-related protein. NCBI's taxonomy places the organism in Eukaryota, Metazoa, Arthropoda, Insecta, Hemiptera, Phylloxeridae. Gene Ontology annotation, molecular function: transmembrane transporter activity. Gene Ontology annotation, cellular component: membrane. Gene Ontology annotation, biological process: transmembrane transport. The transcript is spliced from 13 exons. Bases 290 to 1816 code for a protein of 508 amino acids. The record is from RefSeq and is a predicted model, not a curated record.